This is a messenger RNA of Episyrphus balteatus (marmalade hoverfly), 330 nucleotides long. RefSeq names its product tissue factor pathway inhibitor-like. The record is from RefSeq and is a predicted model, not a curated record. Gene Ontology annotation, molecular function: serine-type endopeptidase inhibitor activity. Lineage: Eukaryota; Metazoa; Arthropoda; Insecta; Diptera; Syrphidae. The transcript is spliced from 3 exons. Bases 1 to 330 code for a protein of 109 amino acids.
AUGCAUCGAAUAUGUUUACUACGAGGACCGCAGAGAAGAGGACCUGAUCAUGCUAUAAAAAUGUUCUAUUAUGACCUUAAAUCAAAUGAAUGUUUAGAAUUUCGUUAUAGUGGUCGCCCAGGCAAUGCAAAUAGAUUUACAAGUCUAAGUGAUUGUAAAAAAGCUUAUUGUAGAUCAAGACCGGACAAAGGACCUUGCAAUCGGAGUAUAACAGCUUGGGCAUACAAUCCACGAUCAAAGUCAUGUGACAAGUUCUAUUAUGGAGGAUGUGGUGGCAAUCAAAACCGAUACAAAUCUAAGUCCAUUUGUGAACAGAUUUGUAAGCGUUAA